Molecule: messenger RNA, 522 nt
Organism: Phytophthora nicotianae INRA-310
Lineage: Eukaryota; Oomycota; Peronosporomycetes; Peronosporales; Peronosporaceae
Exons: 3
Coding region: 1-522 (173 amino acids)
Source: RefSeq, a predicted model, not a curated record
AUGUCGACCUCAUCUACAACCGCCAAGAUGACUUACCGCUUCCUUGGCAACUCUGGUCUGAUCGUUUCUAAGUUUGGUCUUGGCUCAUGGAUGCCAUACUACGAGAAGUACACCGUGGAUGCAAGCGUGCAAGAUCGCAGACCGCUUGGGGUUGAUUCGCCCCAUCGCGGAGUAGCCGGAGUACAACAUCUUGAGCGCAACAAAGUGGACCACGAGUAUACUGACCUGUACAAGGAGUACAAGUUGGGUCUGACGACGUGGUCUCCGCUUGCCUUCGGUACUCUGACUGGCAAGUACAGCGCCGGAGAACUGUCUGAAAGCUUUGAGGAACGCGUGGUGAUGGCCGACCAGCUCAAACCCAUUGCGACGGAGCUCGGUUGCACGCUUGCGCAGAUGUCGCUUGCAUGGGCCGUCUCGAACGAGAACGUCUCGGCUGUGAUGAUCGGUGCGAGUCAUCCAUCUCAGCUGGAGGAGAACAUCAAGGCGCUGGAGUUAGUGGACAAGAUCACCCCGUUCCGAUGA